CGUCCGGUCUCCUAGCAACGACGCCAGACACCGCUGAGCCUCUUUCCUCUGCACCCGCAAGUACCACCCUCCCCCAGUUUGCGACCAGCAAAGCCCCUCUACACCCCUCAAACUCUAGACCCUCUACUUCGAUUUGCUUUUGUCUCUCACAUCACCUCGAUAAUUUGCUCUGAAACCACCCCUCUCUCUUGUCCCCGAAGUCUCCGAACUUCUCUCUUCAUACCAUCCUGGGUUCCACCAUCCUCAGAAGCUGUCCAAGCUGCUCUGUUCUUCUAAGUUCCAAUCCUGCCCCAGGCCAGCAGCCUUUAGAUCAUGCCUGGAGCUAAGCUUGCCCAGAAUCCAGAGGAAGGGGGCAUGUGCAUUACCGAAGCCCUUAUCACUAAGCGGAACUUGACCUUCCCCGAGGAUGAGGAUCUGUCAGAGAAGAUGUUUCACACUCUUGCUGAACUACAGACAGUCCGCCUGGACCGAGAGGGGAUUACCACUAUCACGAACCUAGAAGGCCUCCAGAAUCUUCACAGCCUCUAUCUGCAAGAGAAUAAGAUCCAGCGAAUUGAGAACCUGGCCUGCAUCCCCUCCUUGCGCUUCCUGUCUCUGGCAGGAAACCGAAUCAGGCAGGUGGAAAACCUCCGUGACCUCCCACACCUCCAGUUUCUGGACCUUUCUGAGAACCUGAUAGAAAAGCUAAAGCUGGAUGAAUUCCCCCAGAGCCUGCUCAUCCUCAACCUGACUGGAAAUAGCUGCACCAACCAGGAUAGCUACAGGGAGCUAGUGACAAGAGCCCUGCCACUGCUCCUGGACCUGGACAGGCAGCCUGUGUCAGAGCGCUGGAACUCGGACGAGGAGGACGAAGCCUCAGAUGAGGAGUUCCCAGAGCUGAGUGGCCCAUUCUGCUCAGAGCGAGGCUUCCUCAAGGAGCUGGAGAAGGACAUGAUUAGGCACAAGGAGCACAGGCAGCAGGCAGCCCUGACGGAGCACCUUUUGAGAAUGGAGACACAGCCCACCCUCACUGAGCUCCCCUUGCUGCCCGGGAGGUCCGUGGCUGGGGACAGCAGCCCUUCUAUCACUCUCAAGCAGGAGAAGGAGACACCCCACGAGUCUACCUCCUUGCCACACGCCUCCUCUGCCACCAAGAAACCAUGCCCUCUGGUUUCCAGGGCAAAGAAGGGGGCCAGAGCAGCUGUAGCCACCAAGGCCUCUCUGGCUGGGGCCCCCAGCACAACCACAACUACGACCAGAAGAGUUAAGAAGUGAAGCGCCGCCCAUCCCUGUCAGUGGAGCCACAGGAACAAGGACUAGGCGAGAGCAAGAAGUGGGCUGCCCCUCCUCCUCAGAGCCCUCACCUGUGGCAGAAGCCUAUCCCAAUAAAGUGUCUCCGGGCCCUGAA
Messenger RNA from Pteropus alecto (black flying fox), 1387 nucleotides. It is a transcript of the gene LRRC46, whose product is annotated as leucine rich repeat containing 46. NCBI's taxonomy places the organism in Eukaryota, Metazoa, Chordata, Mammalia, Chiroptera, Pteropodidae. Gene Ontology annotation, molecular function: protein binding. The record is from RefSeq and is a predicted model, not a curated record. The transcript is spliced from 8 exons. The coding region runs from base 313 to 1254 and encodes 313 amino acids.